Salvia miltiorrhiza (redroot sage) is the source of this 755-nucleotide messenger RNA. RefSeq lists its product as uncharacterized. The record is from RefSeq and is a predicted model, not a curated record. The transcript is spliced from 3 exons. NCBI's taxonomy places the organism in Eukaryota, Viridiplantae, Streptophyta, Magnoliopsida, Lamiales, Lamiaceae. The coding region runs from base 117 to 527 and encodes 136 amino acids.
UCUCCACUCACAUUUAUAUAUAUGUACAAUUCCGUGCAUACCAUCUUUAGGAAUAAAAUCUUGUUGCUAUUGUUCCUUCCAAUAUCUGCGCUUUUUAUCUCAUUUUCAACGAAAAAAUGUCGGCCUUCGAAGAACCAAUACUCGCUAGGCUCAAUCGACUUGAUCUCAUCUUGAAACAGUUGGAAGAAAUUCGAGGCGAUCAUCACUCUCCCAAGAGUUCAAACGCUUCGAGCGGAACCCUAACGAGCGACAGGCAGCCGUCGUGCUCACCCGAGCGGCGGUGUCGGCCGGUGAAUGAGGUGAUGAUCGAAGUCGAAGAGAAGGGCAACUUGAUCGACAGAUUGAUUCACGCCGAGGAUCGAAUCUUGAAGGUAUGUUUGCAACUAGAAGAGGAGUUCGAAAGUGAGAGGAGCAGAGAGCUGAAUGGGUCAGCAGAGAAGAAGUCGCCUAAGAAGGGGUUGAAGCAAUUUGUGAAGUCAUGCGUUAAGAAGCCUAAUAAACAAAAAACUAGCAUUUUGUCUUCUUGAAUUUCAUGACUCGUUUUGUUUAUUUCUUGUGGUGUUUUCUUUUAUAUUUUGAAUAUUUUGACGUUUUCCCAAGUUUGAUCUUGUAAAGAAUAAGAGCUCUGCUCCGAAUUUCCUUGAUCUGGUACGGUGUUGGCUGUUCUAAUUUUUGUCAUUGAAAAAUGGUAUGUAUUCAACAAUCGGCAGUUGCUGGCCGACGAUAUUUAUUUUCAUCGGCUUUAUCACCCUACA